AUGCGGCGAUUCUCUCAGAAUGCUCAAUCCGACCGCCCGACAUCCCUGACCACGCUCAAAUCGCAGCUGAAAUCCCAACUGCCAUUAUUGCUGCAGAUGGGCCAGUUGUGGUCCGUUCUGUCAAUCCUGGCAACUUCCCAGUCUGCAUUUUCUGGCUUCGACGGUGAGCCGAGCCCCACCAAUGUGUUCAAGACAGCAGCGGCCACAUUCGAUGCAAGCAACACCUGGGAUUUCUCGACAUCUUCGACCUUUUGGGAGGUGCCCUAUGUACAGGUUGUGCAGCUUUCAUUCUCAAAUCUGAAGGACGCCUUACAUGUGCAAUGUAAAUUUGAAGGGGCUACAGUGCGCUUGGCGUUUGCCCUAGCUUCUCCCCUCUUUCCUUUGCUGGUGCUGCUGUGCUGCUCUGUUUUGGAAGUCAUCAGCCGCGGGACUGGUAUUGCUGCUGCGCUUCAGGCGCUUACAAUUCUGUACAUCGGAGGGGCAUCCAGCUGUGCAGAUCUUUUCGUUUGCCAAGACAUUGAUGGAUCUGGAGAAAGCCUGCCCAAGGAAUUUGCCUUUCGAAAAUCAUUGCCAUACAUUGAGUGCCAAAACAGCUCUCCUGUAAAGACCCUUGUGGAUGUGGUGGCCUAUGUCGGCACUUUUUGCUACGGCAUGGUGAUUCCAUUGAGUCUGCUGUACCUUUAUGCUCGACAGCACAUGAUCUUGAAAUCAAGCAGGAUGACGGUGGCAUGUGCCUCACAAGGGGACAAUCUCAAAGUCUACCUUUACAAAUUGCGGGAAUGUGCCCUUGCAAAAGUUCCAAACAAGGAUGACCGUUUCACUCGAUGCUUGGUAGCAUCGGCUGCAGCUUACGUCGCGGUCCUUUUUCAUGGACGAGCACGCGUUUGGCUAGUGGAUGAUGCUACUUAUAUAGUGGUGAAGCCCGUCACAAGUACGCACCCAACUGAGCAUGCUGCUCUUGAUGUGUACCUGCUUGAUCUUUUGGGGCCAGAAGAUGCGCAGGAGCAGGCGAAGACGUUGAAGUGUCGAUCCAUUGCCGAGAUGUUGACAGAGCGAGUGAUCCUCCAAGACGUCAUCCACACAGACAGAGUCCUGUUGGGCGCAAAACAGCUGCUUCUGAAAUAUAUGCUCUGCAAACAUCUCUGGAUGGAGAUAGCGCAGAAACUCGUUGCCGUGGCCCUGGUGUCCAGUGUGAACAGCGUUGACAGCUUGCAGUUCUCCGUUGGAAUCACUUUGACCAUGGCAGCCACCAGUCUGAUGGUGCAGCCAUAUCUGCAGCAGCAGGUCAAUGCGCUCCAGUGUUGGUGCUUCAUUUGCUUGGCACUGGCAGCGUUGAGUUUCAAGUUCCAAUGUCCAUGGUCAAGCCGCGCUGCCUUGCUAUUCCCCUUUGCGCUGAGCGCUCUCCAAGCCUUGCGACCUGACAAUGUAGAGAGCUUGGCUAUACGGAUCUGGGAGGACAGCCGUGGGGGUGGAAAGCACCCAUGUUUGUGA
Cladocopium goreaui is the source of this 1491-nucleotide messenger RNA. The record is from the annotation of a GenBank genome assembly. NCBI's taxonomy places the organism in Eukaryota, Dinophyceae, Suessiales, Symbiodiniaceae.